This is a messenger RNA of Oncorhynchus masou masou (cherry salmon), 1317 nucleotides long. RefSeq names its product fez family zinc finger protein 2-like. The transcript is spliced from 4 exons. Gene Ontology annotation, molecular function: RNA polymerase II cis-regulatory region sequence-specific DNA binding; DNA-binding transcription factor activity. The record is from RefSeq and is a predicted model, not a curated record. Gene Ontology annotation, biological process: regulation of transcription by RNA polymerase II. Bases 1 to 1317 code for a protein of 438 amino acids. Lineage: Eukaryota; Metazoa; Chordata; Actinopteri; Salmoniformes; Salmonidae.
AUGUCAAGUUCUCUCCCUUUGGGAACGGCAAUGUCUGUCCCACGACUCGAUGGCGGUAGGAACGGAGUGUCCGCCGCACCAAAGGCGCUGGCCUUCUCCAUUGAACGGAUCAUGUCCAAGACCUCUGAACCAAAAGUCCGUUUGGAUGAGCGGCGAGUAGUGGAGACUUCAGAGGGAAUGAAGAUGCUGGGUCUCUGCUCACCUAUACCGUGCAUGAUCCCCCUACAACCUUUUAGCUACGACUUACAAGCCAAGGCGCUGAUGAAUUACUCCGAAUUUUGGAAAGCUAAUUUCAGAGGAACACUAUGCACUUCUGCGGCGAUGUGCAAAGCCAACUGUGGGAUGUGUGGCAAAAUUGACUCGGGGUUGAAGAACUCUUUAUUACCGGGGAGGGUGAUAAAACCCCAAGUCAUCCACCAGGCAGUGGCGAUGCCCACCAACGGCUCUCUUUAUUAUUUUAACUACCUGGACUCUGCUUAUCACCAGUCUGAGCUGCUAAGCGGACACUUGUUUUCCUCUGCCAUGGCCAACUCACAAGCCCAAGCUUCUCUCAGUGCGCACCAGAAACUGCUACUGCUGGAGAACGCCAAACUCGCAAGCACUUCCACCGAAAAGUUUCCGACACCUCAGUACCCACACAAGGAGCAUCUCCCUGGCCAGCUCGACCAGAUAGUGAAGGAGAACCAUAGCCUGAGCUCGGAGAAAAAUGGAGUGAAAGCGCAUAGCAAGCACAACAGCUCCACGGACGGGAAACCCAAAAACUUCACCUGCGAAGUGUGUGGAAAGGUGUUCAAUGCCCAUUAUAAUUUGACACGACACAUGCCAGUGCACACAGGCGCGAGGCCGUUCGUGUGUAAAGUGUGCGGGAAAGGAUUCCGUCAAGCCAGCACGUUGUGCAGACACAAAAUCAUCCACACACAGGAAAAGCCUCAUAAAUGCAACCAGUGUGGCAAGGCGUUCAACAGAAGUUCGACGCUGAACACUCACAUACGGAUCCAUGCCGGGUACAAACCUUUCGUCUGCGAAUUCUGUGGGAAAGGAUUUCAUCAGAAAGGAAAUUACAAGAACCACAAAUUGACGCACAGCGGAGAGAAACAGUACAAGUGUUCCAUCUGUAACAAGGCCUUCCAUCAGGUCUACAACCUAACCUUUCACAUGCACACGCACAACGACAAAAAGCCCUUCACGUGCGGGACCUGCGGGAAAGGCUUCUGCAGAAACUUUGACCUGAAAAAACACAUAAGGAAAUUGCACGACAAUAACUCAUGUAGGCCUAUAUCUGUGGCGACCGAUUCUUCCAGGGGACCCGAAAGCUGA